GUCUAGAAGUAUCAACCUUCGUUGGAACAAGAACCGCCACGCCGCUUCUCUCUCGCUCAUCAAACAGAGAAAUAAUACAGCCAAUGUAUUUGGAUUAGGUUUUAUCAAUGUCUUCCCGAUUCAACAACAUAGAUUUGAACUCCGAUGCUGUUCCUAUUGAACAAAAUGAUAUCGGUAUGUUUGAAUCUGAAGCGGCUCAAACCCUUGUUGAUCAGCCUAUGGGAAACAAUGAUGGUGAUAUGAUGAAAUUUGAUAUUUCUGAUCAAACUAGUAUUAGUGAGCUGAAAUUAGGGCAGCUAGGGGGGAAUGUUGAUGGUGGUACAUGGGUUGGUCAUGAAAUUAAAGGAAGUGUAGAAUCUGAGCUGGUGUUGGAAGAAAAGUCGAUUGAGAAUGGGGUUAAGUUUUUUGUUAAUGAUCUUGUGUGGGCUAAGGUGAGGAGUCAUCCGUGGUGGCCAGGGCAGAUAUUUAAUCCUUCUGAUGCAUCGGAAAAGGCAAGGAAACAUCAAAACGGAAAUGAUAGACUUUUAAUCGGGUACUUUGGAGAUAAGUCAUUUGCUUGGAAUGAAGAAUCGCGUGUGAAGCCAUUUCACACAAAUUUCUUUCAAAUGGAGAAGCAAAGUGAUCUUGAAUCUUUUCAACAUGCUGUGGAUUGCUCUUUAGAUGAGGUUUCUCGAAGAGUUCAAUUUGGACUCAGUUGUCUCUGUUCACCAGAAGAGUUGUCAAACAAAAUCAAAACACAGAUGGUUGUUAAUGGUGGUAUAAAAGAAGAAGCGAGUAUAAUAGAAGGUAUGGAAGAUAAUCGUUCUAAUGUCGAUUCCUUUGCUCCUUUAAAGCUUAUUCAAUACAUGAAAAAACUUGCUGAAUUCCCACAUGAAGGAAUUGAUAGAUUGGAUUUUGUUAUAGCACAUUCUCAAUUACUUGCCUUCAACAGCUGGAAAGGCUAUUAUGAUCUGCCUGAAUUUAAAACAUUUGAAGCAUGGCUAGAUAAGGAUGAAGGUGUUCAGGGUAACGGUUCUAUGAAACGGAAAGGAAAAAUGGAUAGUGAUGUUCGCAUGCUCAAGAAGGAGAAGCUCACUUCUGACCUAAUUUAUGAAAACUCCUCAAAUUCACAGAAGAUGAAAGAUGAGAAAACUAGCAUGUCUCUGAAGUCUAAGAAGCAAUUUUCUAGAUUGGGAGAGAGCACAUCACCUCCGGUUAUAAAGAAAUCUGAAGCAAGCAAGAUUGUUAGUCCAAAUGAAAUGCUCUCUGAAGUUCGUUUAACUGCUGAAGAUCCAAUGAACAAUAACAAAACUGCAAAAUGUUUUCUCGGUUUUUUCUCUGAUUUCAGGAAUUCAUUUUGCAUGGAGAGAUCUUCUGAUCAGAUCAUCAAAGCCAAGGAUGAUGAUGAAAAGGAAAAGGAAAAUGAAAUAUUAUUAUUCAAACCUAUGACACCUAGUAAUCCUGAAGUGCAAGGUGAUCAACAACAAAACUCUCCAACUGCUCUUAUUCUGAAAUUCAGAGACAUGAGUAAUGUUCCUCCGGUGCCUAAACUGAACAAGAUAUUCAGUAAGUUUGGACCUUUGGAUGAAUCAGAGACCGAACUGAUGAAAAAGUCUAAACGGGCUAAGAUUAUCUUUAAGAGACGUCGUGAUGCUGAAACUGCUUUUAGCAGUUCUGGAAAGUUUCGUAUCUUCGGUCCUGCUCUUAUUAGUUAUCUGCUGACACCCCAGAAGAACUUGACACUCCAGAAGAACUUGACACCCCAGAAGAACUGUCCAUCAACCAAGAGGAGUAAAAAGGCUGCUCCUUAGCUUACUUGGAAUCCACCAAUGUGAAUAACCAGGUUGGUUGAUUUUAAUUAUAACUUUUGUUUCAAUAAGGGAUGGUUAGUUGAUUUUAUUUAUAACUUUUGUUUGAAUAACGGUUUGGUUGGUUUGGUUUGGUUUUAUUUAUAACUU
This is a messenger RNA of Impatiens glandulifera, 1937 nucleotides long. Its product is annotated as PWWP domain-containing protein 5-like. Bases 108 to 1790 code for a protein of 560 amino acids. Lineage: Eukaryota; Viridiplantae; Streptophyta; Magnoliopsida; Ericales; Balsaminaceae. The transcript is spliced from 2 exons. The record is from RefSeq and is a predicted model, not a curated record.